AUGGCCACAAGUGAUAUAGAACACCUCCUGGAAACUCUUGAGAAGCUAGGGAGAAAGGAUCUGAAGACGUUUCACUGGCACCUGCAAAAUACAAUUCUGGAUGGGUUUGAUCCCAUCCUAAAAAGCAAGUUGGAGGAAGCUUCCAGAACAGACACAGUGGAUAGGAUGGUGGAGACAUACAGACUUGAAGGAGCUCUGAAGAUCACUGUGGAGAUCCUGAGGAAGAUGAGGUUAAUUGAGCUUGCUGAGUCGCUGAAGACUGAGACUGGAGGCUAUGCUGCUCUUCCUGGUGAAAACCCCUCAGAGCAUGAUGAAUAUGCAGAAAACAUCAAAGACAACAAACGCAAACAUCAAUUACUAUUAAAAUCUAAGUAUGAAGAAAUUGUUGAUGGAAUGAAACAGCAUGGCAAGAAAAUCUUUCUUGACAGUAUCUACACAGAGCUCUACAUCACAGAGGCUGGAGGUGGAGAGGUCAAUGACCAACAUGAAGUGCGACAGAUUGAGGGAGAAUACAGGAAGAUUAGAGGGUCAGAGAAAACAAUCAAAUUCAACAACACCUUUAAAUCCCAACAUGAACAAAACAAACUUAUCAGAACGGUUCUAACCAAGGGAAUUGCUGGCAUUGGCAAAACGUUUUCUUCACAGAAGUUUACUCUGGACUGGGCAAACGGAAAAGAAAACCAAGACAUCGACUUUAUUUUUCCACUCCCUUUUCGACAGCUGAAUUUGUUUAAGGAAACGAAGCACACCUUGAUUGAUGUGAUAAAAAAGUGCUUCAAAGAAAUUGAGAAAGAGUUUCUUGCUGUCAUUUUCACAAAGGGACAAAAAAACAGGAAACAAUUGAAAGUUUUGUUUAUCUUGGAUGGUCUUGAUGAGUUCCAGAUGCCCCUCGACUACGAGAACUAUGAGAGCUGUGAAGAUAUCACAGAGCCAAAUACUAUAGAUGUGCUGCUGACAAACCUGAUCAUGAAAGAUCUGCUUCCUUCUGCUCUUCUCUGGAUAACAUGCCGACCCGCAGCAGCCAAUGAGAUUUCUGAGCGUGUUGACCUGGUGACAGAAGUACGAGGGUUCAAUGACCCAGAGUACAUCAUGAAGAAAUGCAGUGAUGAGAUCCUGGCCAAGAGAAUUCUCUCACACAUCAAGACAUCAAGAACGCUCUACAUCAUGUGCCACAUACCAGUCUUCUCUUGGAUUUCUGUUACAGUCCUUGAAGACAUGCUGAGAACAGAGAAGAAAGAGAAGAUGCCCAAGACCCUGACUGAGAUGUACGCAACCUUCCUGGUGUUACAGACCAAACAGAAGAACAACAACAAUGAGAAUCUGAUGUCUCAGUCCACCUCAGUCACAUCUGACAUCCACCUCUACAAGAGAGCUGUGGACAAGGCCUUGCAGAGUAAGAAUGGACACCUGGACAUUUUCCUCCGCUUCCUAGUGGGCCUCUCAAUGGAGUCCAAUCAGACUCACUUACGAGGCCUACUGACUCAGACAAGAAGCAACACACAGAGCCAUGAGGAAACAGUCAAGUAUCUCAAGUCGAAGAUCAGAGAGGAUCCCUCUGCAGAGAGAUGCAUGAAUCUGUUCCACUGUCUCAAUGAACUCAAUGACCACUCUCUGGUGGAGGAGAUCCAACACUACCUGAGCUCAGGAAGUCUCUCCAGUGUGAAAAAGAAGAAGCUCUCAUCUACACAGUGGUCAGCUAUGGUCUUUGUGUUGCUGACUUCAGAAGAGAAGAAGGAUGUGUUUGACCUGACGAAAUAUUCCAGAUCAGAGGAAGGUCUUCUGAGGCUGCUGCCAGUGGUCAAACACUCCAACACUGCUCUGCUGAAUGACUGUAACCUCUCAGAACGGUGCUGUGAAGUGUUGGCCUCAGCUCUCCCCUCCUCAGAUCUUAGAGAGCUGAUCCUGAGUAACAAUCACCUGGAAGAUUCAGGCAUGAAGCUGCUCUCUGUUGGACUGGGGAAUCCACACUGCAAACUGGAGACACUGAGGCUGUCAAGUUGUCACAUCACAGAGGAAGGCUGUGCUUCUCUGAGCUCAGCACUGAAUUCAACCUCCUUCCUGAGACAAUUAGACCUAAGUAACAAUGAUCUGAAGGACACUGGGAUGAAGCUGCUCUUUUCUGGACUGGGGAAUCCACUCUGCAAACUGGAGACACUGAGGUCUUCAGGCUGUCUGGUCACAGAGGAAGGCUGUGCUUCUCUGGCCUCAGCUCUGAGGUCCAACCCCCAUCACCUGAGGGAACUAGACCUGAGCUACAAUCAUCCAGGAGAAAAAGGAUUGAAGCUGCUCUCUGCUGGACUGGAGGAUCCACAAUGCAGACUGGAGAAACUCAAUGUCGAUCAUGGUGGAGAGUGCUGGAUCAAACCUGGCCUUAGGAAAUAUGCCUGUGAGCUCACACUGGACCCAAACACAGCACACAGAUACCUCUCUCUGUCUGAGGAGAACAGAAAGGUGACAUGCAGGAUAGAGAAGCAGUUGUAUCCUGAUCACCCAGAGAGAUUUGACUACCGUCUACAGGUGCUGUGUAGAGAGCGCUGUUACUGGGAGGCAAAAUGGAGUGGAGGAACGGUUCAUAUAGCAGUGACCUAUAAAGGAAUCAGCAGGAGAGGAAGGGGUGAUGGCUGUUGGCUUGGAUUCAAUAACAAGUCCUGGAGACUAUACUGUGAUGACUACAGUUACUCUGCCAGGCACAAUAAGAAGUUCACUGUCAUACCUGUCCCCAACUCCCACAGAGUAGGAGUGUAUCUGGACUGGCCAGCCGGUACUCUGUCCUUCUAAGUCUCCUCUGACACACUGACCCACCUGUACACAUUCCACACCACAUUCACUGAGCCCCUCUAUCCAGGGUUUACUGUGUACAGUGGGUCUUCAGUGUCCCUCUGUAAGGUUGAAUAGCCCACACACACUCACACACCAUGGCCACAUAUGUGACACGCUCUUGUGAAAAGGAGCCGUUGUCAGCCAAGGUCAUUUUUACGUUUUUUGCAGAUUGUAAGCUUUCGAAUAAUGUGUCAUACAUUGAAAUCAGAAAAUAUUUGAAGAUACACAUAUCUGAAUGUUGGUACACCUGGGAUGCUCUAGCAGAGAAAUCCCCCUUCAAAGAUUCUAGACGUUUUCACGCCUUUUCUUAAUAGUGCCGAGCACCAGUCAUUUGUGUUUUAUCACCCAGUAUUUUUUUGUUUUUGUUUUCAAAAUCACACCAGGAAAAGUUAGUUUAAAGCUAUUUUCCUCUUUCAAUUGCUGCCGGCUGCACAUUCGGCCAUUUUUUUCUCUGUCUUUCAGGGCAGCGAACGUAUGACAAAAUCGUAUGAAAAAAAGGACAAAAUCUGCCUAUUCAUUACGGAGGGGGAUAUCACACUUUGUACAGACAGACAACAGCCUACAUACGAAACAUUGCAGCUAUUAUAGGCUGAUCGACUUCUAUGGGAACUGUGCUAGAAAGAUAGCCUACUGAAUGGAGUUGGGAAAUAGGGGUAGAGUUUGCUUCUGUUAUGACAUAAUGUUAACUGUCGAUUAUCUGUCCUUCUAGUUGUUGU
This is a messenger RNA of Osmerus eperlanus (European smelt), 3536 nucleotides long. RefSeq names its product NACHT, LRR and PYD domains-containing protein 12-like. Gene Ontology annotation, molecular function: protein binding. The record is from RefSeq and is a predicted model, not a curated record. Gene Ontology annotation, biological process: intracellular signal transduction. Lineage: Eukaryota; Metazoa; Chordata; Actinopteri; Osmeriformes; Osmeridae.